Messenger RNA from Hypanus sabinus (Atlantic stingray), 4973 nucleotides. Its product is annotated as TOM1-like protein 1. Gene Ontology annotation, cellular component: membrane; endosome. Gene Ontology annotation, molecular function: phosphatidylinositol binding; ubiquitin binding; clathrin binding. The transcript is spliced from 16 exons. Lineage: Eukaryota; Metazoa; Chordata; Chondrichthyes; Myliobatiformes; Dasyatidae. The coding region runs from base 27 to 1586 and encodes 519 amino acids. The record is from RefSeq and is a predicted model, not a curated record. Gene Ontology annotation, biological process: signal transduction.
GAUCACUCCUGGUCCUUUAUGGGUAAAUGGGAUUGAUGUGGAUGGUCACGCUGGGCCGGACGGUGCUGGACCGAUUCCGGGAGUGGAUCCGGUGUCGAUGCGUCCCGCCCCCGGUCCCGCCCCGUGUCCCCGCCCGCAGCGCUUCUCCGACAGCGGGAUCCGAGUCGAGCCGGAGCGGAACCGGGCGGAUGGCGUUCGGUAAAAGCCCCAAAGACCCGUUCAGCACCUGCGUCGGGAAACUGAUCGACAAUGCGACUGUCGGAACACAGCCGGCGGCAGACUGGUCCCGGUACAACCACAUCUGUGACGUCAUCAACAGCGCUGAGGAUGGACCCAAGGACGCAGUGAGAGCGCUGAAGAAACGGAUGAUGGGAAAUCGUAACCACAAAGAGAUCCGGCUGGCACUGGCACUGACCGACUGCUGUGUGGGGAAGUGCGGCCCAGCCUUCCACUCUCGUCUGCUCAGGAGGGACUUCACCCGGGACGUGUUGGUUAAACUGCUGAAGCCCAAGUACAAUCUCCCCACGGACAUUCAGGACCACAUCCUCAGCAUGAUACAGUUCUGGGCAAUCAUCUAUCAGGGUCCAGCUGAUGUCAGUGACGUUCGGGAUCUCUACAUGGAGAUGAAACAGAAAGGGGUGAUGUUCCCAGCUCCAGCCCAGGGACCCCCUAGAAUCAGAGUGGAUCUAGCGGGGACCUCGUUGCCUCGGCAGCGUCCGACCGCGCCCGCCGUGAAGCCUGCAGCCUCCCGCGCCCCGCUCCGCAGCAACAUCAUCACCCUGGUGCCAGAGCAGGUGGCCAAGUUACACAGCGAGCUGGACGUGGUGAAUAUGAACCUGGGUGUCAUGUCAGCCAUCCUGUUGGACAGCACUCCCGGCCACGAGAACCCGGAUGACAUGCAGCUCCUGCAGAAGCUCCACACCACGUGCCGGGCGAUGCAGGAGCGUAUUGGCCUCUUGUUGCUCCAGGUCGACCACCAACAGCUCACUCACUGCCUUUUGUCCACCAAUGACCAGCUCAACAAGGUCUUCCUGCAGUAUGAGAGGUUCCAACGCAACAGGACACGGUUCCAGUGGACAGAGAAGGCGGCUGCAGACACACCCAAGGUCCUGCCUGUGGAUCCCUCUGCACCGUGCUCCACUGACGAUCUGAUCAGCUUCACAUGUCCAGAACCAGCACCACUCUGCACAAACCAGUACACCAGUCUGAGUCUCAGGAACGGAAACACGGGCGUGAAUGUGAAUGUGGUGAACCCCAGUAUGCGGAGCAGAGCUCUCCCUGAAGUCCCCUCACGCAACACCGUCCCAGCUCAGCAGCUUCAGCCCAGCCAAAGUUUCUCCGGCAGUAUCCCUGAACCUCUGUACGCCAACGUGGACUCGCAGGGAACUGAGCUGCUGGAAGCCCCCACGCCUGGCCCCUCCCACACCAAGUGGCCCUGUGAACACACAGCUACAAGCCAAUCAGAGCCUUCGAAGAUUGUUGGGCCUCAGCUGAUUGGACUGGAGUUUGACCCGCUGGCUAACUUGAACAACUCUGAAGCCAUUUAUGAAGAUUUGGACUCUAUUUUAAACAAAGCCCAGACAUGACGCGACAACAAGUAGUGAGGAUCACUUCUCCUGGUAUCGGAGAUGGUGUAGGGGUCGGAAAUGAGGGCCAGCUGAGGACACUGGAGUGGAGCAGGCAGAUAACUGGGCGGGAUGUCGAUGGGGAGCCAGUGGGAGAUGCAGUGGAGCCGAACAUUCCCUGAUGCUGUUGAUUCACUUGGUCUUGGGGUGAAACUUACCUCACCUCAACACAAAUGGCAGGAAGCUCGACAAACUUCUCUCUCGGGGAAAAGACUGCUUCCCACUCACACAGCGAGACCCACUGAUAACAUAUCUCAUCAUUGCUGCCGGGACCUCACAUCUCAGUAGACAAAUCUGUAAUGUAAAAUAGUUGUAGAAUUGAAAUCUAUUAUGCAUCUUUCACAUCUGGUUUAUAGAUUAAGAAUUAACCAUUUCAAGUAUGUUAAUUGAAAUUAACAGAACUUCCAAACUCCAAGAUAAGGAACCUACACUCUUUUAGAAAAGGGGAGUUCAGAAGAGUAGGGGAUGGGUGAGGGUGCAGGUGAAAAUGAGCAGAUCAGAGACCGUGCCCAGUUAUAUUGUUUCACUGGGGGACGGUUCCCCCCCCCGCACACACACACACACACUGACCCUCACUGGGGGACUGUCCCAUACACUGACCCUCACUUGGGUAUACUCCCACACACACACUGACCCUCACUGGGGGACAGUCCCACACACACACUGACCCUCACUGGGGGACGGACCCACACACACACUGACCCUCACUGGGGACAGUCCCACACACACACUGACCCUCACUGGGGGACACUCCCACACACACACUGAUCCUCACUUGGGUACAUUCCCACACACACACUGACCCUCACUGGGGGACUGUCCCAUACACUGACCCUCACUUGGGUACACUCCCAUACACACACUGAUCCACACUGGGGGACAGUCCCACGCACACACUGACCCUCACUUGGGUACGCUCCCAUACACAUACUGAUCCUCACUGGGGGACGAUCCCACACACACACUGAUCCUCACUGGGGGACUGUCCCAUACACUGACCCUCACUUGGGGACAGCCCCACACACACACUGACCCUCACAGGGGGACGGUCCCACACACACACACACACACACACUGACCCUCACUGGGGGACAGUCCCACACACACACUGACCCUCACUGGGGGACAGUCCCACACACACUGACCCUCACUGGGGGACGGUCCCACACACACACUGACCCUCACUGAGGGACGGUCCCACACACACACUGACCCUCACUGGGGGACAGUCCCACACACACACUGACCCUCACUGGGGGACGACCCCACACACACUGAUCCUCACUGGGGUACUGUCCCAUACACUGACCCUCACUUGGGGACAGUCCCACACACACACUGACCCUCACUGGGGGACGACCCCACACACACUGAUCCUCACUGGGGGACUGUCCCAUACACUGACCCUCACUUGGGGACAGUCCCACACACACACUGACCCUCACUUGGGGACAGUCCCACACACACACUGACCCUCACUGAGGGACGGUCCCACACACACACACAUUGACCCUCACUGGGGGACGGUCCCACACACACACACACUGACCCUCACUGGGGGACAGUCCCACACACACACUGUCCUCAAUGAGGGACGGUCCCACACACACAAUGACCCUCACUGGGGGACGGUCCCACAGACACACUGAUCCUCACUGGGGGACAGACCCACACAAACACUGACCCUCACUGGGGGACAGUCCCACACACACACUGAUCCUCACUGGGGGACGGUCCCACACACACACACUGACCCUCACUGGGGACAGUCCCACACACACACUGACCCUCACUGGGGGACACUCCCACACACACACUGAUCCUCACUUGGGUACAUUCCCACACACACACUGACCCUCACUGGGGGACUGUCCCAUACACUGACCCUCACUUGGGUACACUCCCAUACACACACUGAUCCACACUGGGGGACGGUCCCACGCACACACUGACCCUCACUUGGGUACGCUCCCAUACACAUACUGAUCCUCACUGGGGGACGAUCCCACACACACACUGAUCCUCACUGGGGGACUGUCCCAUACACUGACCCUCACUUGGGGACAGCCCCACACACACACUGACCCUCACAGGGGGACGGUCCCACACACACACACACACACACACUGACCCUCACUGGGGGACAGUCCCACACACACACUGACCCUCACUGGGGGACAGUCCCACACACACUGACCCUCACUGGGGGACGGUCCCACACACACACUGACCCUCACUGAGGGACGGUCCCACACACACACUGACCCUCACUGGGGGACAGUCCCACACACACACUGACCCUCACUUGGGGACAGUCCCACACACACACUGACCCUCACUGAGGGACGGUCCCACACACACACACAUUGACCCUCACUGGGGGACGGUCCCACACACACACACACUGACCCUCACUGGGGGACAGUCCCACACACACACUGUCCUCAAUGAGGGACGGUCCCACACACACAAUGACCCUCACUGGGGGACGGUCCCACAGACACACUGAUCCUCACUGGGGGACAGACCCACACAAACACACUGACCCUCACUGGGGGACGAUCCCACACACACACUGACCCUCACUGUGGGACGGUCCCAUACACACUGACCCUCACUGGGGGACAGACCCACACAAACACUGACCCUCACUGGGGGACAGUCCCACACACACACUGAUCCUCACUGGGGGAUGGUCCCACACACACAAUGACCCUCACUGGGGGACGGUCCCACAGACACACUGAUCCUCACUGGGGGACAGACCCACACAAACACUGACCCUCACUGGGGGACAGACCCACACAAACACUGACUCUCACUGGGGGACAGUCCCACACACACACUGAUCCUCACUGGGGGAUGGUCCCACACACACACACUGACCCUCACUGGGGGACGGUCCCACACACACACACUGACCCUCACUGGAGGACGGUCCCACACACACACACACUGACCCUCACUGGGGGACAAUCUCACACACACACUGACCCUCACUGGGGGACAGACCCACACAAACACUGACCCUUACUGGGGGACAGUCCCACACACACACUGACCCUCACUGGGGGAUGGUCCCACACACACUGAUCCUCACCGGGGGACGAUCCCACACACACACUGACCCUCACUGGAGGACGGUCCCAUACACACUGACCCUCACUGGGGGACGGUCCCACACACACACUGACCCUCACUGGGGGACGGUCCCACACACACACUGACCCUCACUGGGGGACAGACCCACACACACACUGACCUCACUGGGGGACAAUCUCACACACACACUGACCCUCACUGGGGGACAGUCCCACACACACACUGACCCUCACUGGGGGACAGUCC